CUCCCCCGACCGGGAGAUGGAGGACUAGGAGACGCUAGGGAUGCUUCUGGAAAACAGGAGGUGCGUCCGGCCUUUGGGCUCCGAUCAAGUGAACACCGGACCUCGCGCUCCGAGGUGCCUAAUGCUCGACCCAGAGAGACGCCGCGCUGACCCAGGAAGGGAGGAACAGGAAGUUGGCCGGGCGGGACCCCGAGAAGGUGACACUCACUCGUGGGCCCGCCGCUGGGAUUCGGAGGCUCGGUCGCGACUUUGCGGGAAGGGGCGGGGGGCUCGGAACCAUGGCUUUCCCUGAGCCGAAGCCGCGGGCGCCGGAGCUGCCGCGGAAACGGCUGAAGACGCUGGACUGCGGGCAGGGGGCGGUGCGCGCCGUGCGCUUUAACGUGGAUGGCAACUACUGCCUGACGUGCGGCAGCGACAAGACCCUCAAGCUGUGGAACCCGCUGCGGGGGACGCUGCUGCGAACGUACAGCGGCCAUGGCUACGAGGUGCUGGACGCGGCCGGCUCCUUUGACAACAGCAGUCUCUGCUCCGGCGGCGGGGACAAGGCCGUGGUGCUGUGGGAUGUGGCAUCGGGUCAGGUCAUCCGCAAAUUUCGAGGGCACGCGGGGAAGGUGAGCACCGUACAGUUUAAUGAAGAGGCCACGGUGAUCCUCUCCGGCUCUAUUGAUUCGAGCAUCCGCUGUUGGGACUGCCGCUCCAGGAAGCCUGAGCCAGUGCAGAAGCUGGAUGAGGCCAGGGAUGGCGUCUCCAGUCUGAAGGUGUCGGACCACGAGAUCCUGGCAGGCUCUGUGGACGGCCGUGUGAGGCGCUAUGACUUGAGGGUGGGGCAGCUCUUCUCAGACUACGUGGGCAGCCCCAUCACCUGCAUCUGCUUCAGCCGGGAUGGGCAGUGUACCCUGGUAUCCAGCCUGGACUCGACACUGCGGCUUCUAGAUAAAGACACGGGGGAACUGCUGGGCGAGUACACAGGCCACAAGAACCAGGAAUACAAACUGGACUGCUGCCUGAGUGAGCGCGACACGCACGUGGUCAGCUGCUCUGAGGACGGAAAGGUGUUCUUUUGGGACCUGGUGGAGGGUUCGCAGGCGCUGGCCCUGCCCGUGGGACCCGGGGUGGUGCAGUCGCUGGCCUUCCACCCCACCGAGCCCUGCCUGCUGACGGCCAUGGGAGGCAGCAUCCACUGCUGGCGGGAAGAGUCCUAUGAAGCGGAAGGUGGGACAGGCUGAAGCCAGGGGACUGCCCCCCACUCUCCCAAGCACAGACACCGACCGCCUCGGAAGAAGAGCUGGAACCAUUUAUUUGGGACACAGUGCUGGCCAGGGAGGCUCGGGGGGCUGGGCUUUCACACUAAUAAAUAGAGGUGGGGCAAGAUCUCCCUGGGACAA
Messenger RNA from Echinops telfairi (small Madagascar hedgehog), 1385 nucleotides. RefSeq names its product WD repeat domain 83 (gene WDR83). Bases 279 to 1226 code for a protein of 315 amino acids. Gene Ontology annotation, biological process: mRNA splicing, via spliceosome. The record is from RefSeq and is a predicted model, not a curated record. NCBI's taxonomy places the organism in Eukaryota, Metazoa, Chordata, Mammalia, Afrosoricida, Tenrecidae. The transcript has 9 exons. Gene Ontology annotation, cellular component: catalytic step 2 spliceosome. Gene Ontology annotation, molecular function: protein binding.